UAAAGGUAGUCAACGUUUUUUUAUUUGUCUUCAAAUUUAGAUAUAGUGAAAUUAAUUCAUAACCUCACUCCGGCAGGACCGGCUAAUUUCACAUGCACGAUCAGUCGAAAAGAAAACAAUGAAUAAAACUAUGAUCGCUAGAUUUUACAGCAAAAAUUUACAGAACGCUAAAAGUUCUCAAGCUAUACGAAAAGAGUUUAUUGAUUUUUUCACUCGUGACUUAAAUCACAAAUACAUACGAUCAAGCCCGGUUUUACCACUAUGUGAUCCAACUGUUGCCUUUGUUAAUGCAGGAAUGAAUCAGUUCAAAGGUGUUUUCUUGGGACAUUUAAAUCCCCCGGCGAAAAGGGUGGCCAAUUCACAAAAAUGUAUCAGAAUCGGAGGAAAGCACAAUGAUCUAGACGCCGUCGGCCAAGAUACUUAUCAUCAUACCUUCUUCGAGAUGCUGGGAAACUGGUCGUUUGGAGAUUAUUUCAAAGCAGAAGCUUGCGAGUUUGCUUGGAAAUUGCUAACAGGACCUUAUGGGAUAAAUGAAAAUCGUCUUUACGUAACGUACUUCGCCGGCGAUGAGAAAAUGGGCUUAAAGCCAGACCUGGAAUGCAAAGAUAUAUGGCUACGGCUCGGCGUGUCACAGGAUCGCAUUCUUCCCUUUGGAUCGCAGGAUAACUUUUGGGAAAUGGGAACAACCGGCCCUUGUGGUCCGUGUACCGAAAUACACAUAGAUCACACAAUGCAGACAAGUAAUCAGGCUUCCAGAGUCAACAGAGGUCAUGCCGAUCUCACAGAGUUGUGGAAUAUAGUAUUUAUUGAAUACCAGAGACUUUCAGAGGGCCCGAUUGUUCCUCUACCAAAAAAGCAUAUCGAUACUGGAAUGGGUUUUGAAAGACUAGUCGCCGUCUUGCAAGGAAAGAGAUCAAACUAUGACACGGAUCUUUUCCAGCCGCUAUUCGAUACUAUUAAGAAAAAAACGAAUGCUCCCGAGUAUCAGGGCAGGUUUUUGUCUGCAGACAAAAAUGGAAUUGAUACUGCCUACAGAAUUCUGGCUGACCAUGCGAGAAUGGUUACGAUUGCGCUGGCCGAUGGGAUGUUGCCUGAACAGAAUCACAAGUUAAGGAAGGUAUUGAGAAAAGCCGUCGAUGUCGGGGAAAAAGUAUUUCAGCAGAGCGGGCUACUUCACGAAUUGUCUUUUCGUGUAGCGGACAACCUAGGGGAAGUAUAUCCAGAGAUACAGAAAAAUUUAAAACAGGUUCAAAAACUCAUAGCGUACGAAGAAGACUUGUUGAAGUCAUUGAGGGACACGGCUGGAACUGAAUGGAAAAGAAUAGUUAAAACUAGAUCUGUGCUUACAUCAGUAAGCAAUACUACUGCACCAGGUUUAGCUGCCGCUUACAGGGAUUUACAAUCCAGCUUGUUCGCUCUUGCUUCCAAUGACAAAUUUCCACGGGUUCUGCCACCAGAUAUUGCAUUCAAGAUGUACGACACCUAUGGACUGGAUCCGGAUACGAUAUCGGAAUUGGCCAAAGUAGAAUCCCUGUCAUUUGACAAAAAUGAAUUCAAUGACGAAUUGAACAAUGCUAGGCAAAGAUCUAAGAUGAAUUUUGGUAAAGUAGAUGAGGAAAUUGUAUCACAAGAAUCCCUACAACUACUGGAAAAAAAUAAUGUACCAACGACAGAUGACAGUGCCAAGUACAGUUACACUGUAGCGGAUAAGGUGUAUCAGUUUCCGCCAGUAAAUUGUAAAUUAUUGGGAAUGAUUGUAGACGGUAAAUUGAUAUCUGAAACACAACCGCAUGUCAUUGAUGACAGUCAAUCAAUUAUUGAGGCGACGGUCAUGCAUAGUGGUAAUAUUGUGGAAGUUGACUCGAUUAUUGAAGCAAAUGCAACAGUUGGCUUGAUAUUAGAUAAGACACCAUUUUAUGCUCCUGAGGGAGGUCAGGCUUCGGAUGUAGGGCAAAUACAAGUGAAAAAUGUCAAUUUUGAUGUUAAGGAGGUGAGAAAAAUAUGCAACUACGUUAUUCACAUUGGGAAGUUUAUAGUCCAAGACGGAAUAAAACCAGAAGCUGAGUUGCAUGUAGGAGAUGAAUGCGUGGCGACAAUAAAUGCAAAGACACGGCUGGGAUUAAUGCGGCAUCACACGUCGACACAUUUACUCAAUGCAGCGUUACGCAAAAUUCUGCCAGCAACAGGCCAACGUGGCAGUAAUGUUGCAAAAGAUGGUUUAGACUUUCAGAUUAGUGUGUUUGGGGAAAAAUUGUCACCUAAAGAUAUUGAAAUUGUUGAAACGCUCAUCAACGACACGAUAAAGGCAGAUAUUGCUGUUAAAACUAGAACGAUUGAUGCACUAGGUUUGACAUCGGAGGAAAACAUUACGUUAGUGCCUGGAGAAGUAUACCCAGAUAGGGGAAUCAGAAUCGUCGAAAUUAUUGGCCAGGAUCUGCAAUCAAUAGAAGCUUGUUGCGGAACGCAUGUUCAGAGCACAGGAGUGCUGGAACAUCUUUGUAUUUUGAAAGUGAAAUCAUUGGGAACUGGUAGCCGAAGUAUAAAGGCAGUUGCUGGGCCACUAGCUAGACUAACAAGACAGGCUGGGGAAAAUGUGAGGCAGCAAAUAAGUCAGCUGGAGGAAGAUAUAAAAAUGGGAAAUGCUCAAUUUAAUCUUCUUGACACCAGAGUUCAAGACAUAAAACGACAAUUGAUGGAUAACACUGAACGAAUUCCGUUACCUUAUUCUAUCAAGCACGAAUGCGUUUUGAGAUUGGAAAUGCUCGCGAGAAAUUCAAAGUCUCAAAAACGUAGCGUGAUAAAAGAAUCUAUAGAAAACGAAUUGAAAAGCAUCGUACAAUCAUGCACAUUGCCAUUUGUAGUUCAUUGUUUUCAACCGCUUAAUGUGGCACUCGAAAGUGUUUCAUUGCAAAAAGUUACAAAAUUUUGUUCCGACACUCCUACGUUUGUUAUUGCACAUAACAAAGAAAUGGUUAAAGCAAGAUGUAGCGUACCUAAGGAAAUAGCAUCCAGUGAGUUUAACGCACAGUUGUGGAUGCAAACUGUACUACCGAUCUUUAACACGCACGGAAGUUCUCCGAAAGGUCAAGAUCCACUGCUGGUUCAGCAUAUGAAAAGCAAGAGAGUAUCAGAUCUUGAGCUGAAAGGUUUAGUUGAAAAAGCUGUUACAGAAGCAACAAAGUUUGCAGCGCUGCAUGUAAAAAAAUCAAGACAUCAAACCAAAUGAUAUAUUUAGAAAUUUAGUUUCCAGUUGAAAUUUUCAUCUUCGAUGUACUCUGUAAAUGUUUCCACUUGAAUCAUAUGCACAACUUGUACAUUAUAUAAUAUACAUAUACACGCAGAUUGUAUAGGUAUUUAAUAUUUAUCAAGGACAUCGAGACUUGGGCUUGGUAGAAAUAAAAUUUUUAGAAAUUG
Molecule: messenger RNA, 3414 nt
Organism: Diprion similis
Lineage: Eukaryota; Metazoa; Arthropoda; Insecta; Hymenoptera; Diprionidae
Gene: AlaRS-m
Product: alanine--tRNA ligase, mitochondrial
Exons: 12
Coding region: 119-3226 (1035 amino acids)
Biological process (GO): alanyl-tRNA aminoacylation; tRNA modification
Cellular component (GO): mitochondrion; cytoplasm
Molecular function (GO): ATP binding; alanine-tRNA ligase activity; nucleic acid binding
Source: RefSeq, a predicted model, not a curated record